Xiphophorus maculatus (southern platyfish) is the source of this 1925-nucleotide messenger RNA. Its product is annotated as dnaJ homolog subfamily A member 3, mitochondrial-like. The record is from RefSeq and is a predicted model, not a curated record. Lineage: Eukaryota; Metazoa; Chordata; Actinopteri; Cyprinodontiformes; Poeciliidae. Gene Ontology annotation, cellular component: mitochondrion. Gene Ontology annotation, biological process: mitochondrion organization; negative regulation of apoptotic process; protein folding. The transcript has 12 exons. Bases 41 to 1495 code for a protein of 484 amino acids. Gene Ontology annotation, molecular function: protein kinase binding; ATP binding; heat shock protein binding.
UGCGCUCUCCUGCUAACCAACAGCGGUAGUGACGACAAAAAUGGCGUGCUCCGCUAGCCGGCUGACAACACGCUUGCUGCGAGCUUCUGUUUCGCCUUUCUCCGGGCGCCUCCUCGUUGCCCCAAGCAGACACGGAAAGGCUCUCCACCCGGCAGUCUUGCGCCCUGACCGGGGACGGAUAGCGGUCGGCUUGAGCUCCUGGGCUCCCCGUAGCGUGGUGACAUUGAGGGCUCUGUCAGGAGUGAAAUGCCCCCAUGGCGUCACCUGCCACCCCUUCCACUCCAGCUGCAGACUCCCAAACAAACAGGACUUCUAUGAGACCUUGGGCGUCGCUCGCACUGCUUCGCAGAAAGAGAUCAAGAAGGCUUACUAUCAGUUGGCUAAAAAGUACCAUCCAGACACAAACCCAGAUGACCCAGAGGCAAAAGAGAAGUUUGCAAAGCUGGCUGAAGCCUAUGAGGUGCUGAGCGAUGAGGUGAAGAGGAAACAGUACGAUACGUACGGGGCUGCGGCCUUCGACCCGAACCGAACUGGAGCGGGCCAGCAGCAGUACUACCGAGCGGGGGGGGCCACCAUAGACCCCGAAGAGCUCUUUAGGAAGAUUUUUGGAGAGUUUACGGGGGGCAUGGGCUUUGGAGACUUCAGCAACAUGUUCGACCAGCGGCCUGAGUAUGUGAUGGACCUCACGUUUUCCGAGGCAGCGAAGGGGGCGAGCAAGCAGCUGAGCGUGAACCUCGACGAGGACUGCCCCCGAUGUGGCGGCAGGGGCAACGAGCCGGGCACCCGGGUGUCUCAGUGCGGCUACUGCAGCGGCUCCGGAGUGGAGUCGGUCAACACUGGACCCUUCAUGAUGCGCAGCACGUGUCGAAGGUGCGGCGGGAAGGGGACCAUCAUCAUCACGCCAUGCGCGCUGUGUCGAGGGUCGGGCCAAACCAAGAGGAAACAGAGCGUGACGGUGCCGGUGCCGGCAGGUGUGGAAAAUGGCCAAACAGUGCGCUUGGCUGUUGGGUCAAAAGAAAUCCUUAUUACAUUUAGAGUCCAGAAAAGCUCGGUAUUUAGACGGAAUGGAGCCGACAUCCACUCUGACGCUUUCAUCUCCAUAGCCCAGGCCGUCCUGGGAGGAACAGCCACAACACCGGGCCUGCAUGACACCAUCAGUAUAGCAAUCCCUUCUGGCUGUCAGGCUGAUCAGGUGAUCCGCUUACAGGGCAAAGGCAUUCGGAGGAUGAACAGCUACAGUUAUGGAGAUCAUUACGUUCACAUCAAAAUUAAAGUACCAACGAAGUUAUCUCGACGGCAGCGGUCUUUGUUGCUAAGCUACGCAGAGGAGGAGACGGAUGUUCAGGGGUCGGUCAACGGCGUCAACCCUUCAGCAGGAGGGGGCAGCAGCGCCUCAGACUCCAGCACAAAGUCGACAUCAUCUGAGGAGGAGACGCAGGACAAACAGAAGGAGGAAGGAGGCUUCUUUUCCAAGCUAAAGAAAAUGUUUAGCUAACACUCAGCUGCAGAAACCAUGAAGGAAGAAAACAAACCUACUUCUACUGGCUGGACCUCCAUGUCACUUUCUGGGGAGAUUAAGCAAAGGAAAAGCUAGCUCAUGCUCACGGCGUUUGUUGCCGUAGACACACAUGCUGGUAUAUAUUUAAAGCCGAGGUUGGAGAACCAGCAGGGUUCACCCACACACCCACUACCCCUUCACUACAGGCAGAGAGGGUGGCUGAGGAACUCAAGAUAUGGUGAAACAAAGCAGACAGCAGACUGUUGAAUCAGUGAAUCACUGAAUCAGUGAAUCAGUCGGUGAUGAAACGUCUAUAAACUGUUUUAUAGAUGGAAACAGUUUAUUACAACCAGAUAAAACUCAACGAGCAAAGAAGGCAAUAACUGAUGGAAGCUGGAUAAGAAUAAACCAUGUAAAUGGAUUCCAA